AUGAAUAUUUAUUUUAUACAAUUAAUGAAUGUGAUCAUUUUCAUUUAUAAUAGAGAUAAAGAGAAUUAUAGGAUGAAUAAUAAAACAACAUUUCAAGAUGUAUUUAGAAUAUUGUAUAUACGUCGUAGAAUAUUUCAAUCAAUUGAAGAGUUGUCAGAGAUUGCUAUGAAUCAUCAAUCGUCAUCAUCUGCAUCACCUCGUUUUCUUGAAAAGAAACCAGUAUAUAUUAAAGGAAGAGAAUUACAAAAGUUAUCGGUAUUUGAUUUGGUUGCAAAGUAUGCAUUGCCAUGGAGUAUGGUUGGUGGCUUGUUUGAGGGGAUUUCAUCGGAUCAAGUUGACGCUGAAAGACAGCACAAGAUGAUUUCAAGAGGUAUCUUUUUCUUCAAUGCAAGAGACUCUCACAGAGUAUGGAUUAGAGACGAUUGCAAAAUAUGUACAUGGAGAAUCGGUAGUGGUACCAAUCCUCAACUAUCUCGUCGAGAUUAG
Cavenderia fasciculata is the source of this 486-nucleotide messenger RNA. RefSeq lists its product as uncharacterized. NCBI's taxonomy places the organism in Eukaryota, Evosea, Eumycetozoa, Acytosteliales, Cavenderiaceae. The coding region runs from base 1 to 486 and encodes 161 amino acids. The record is from RefSeq and is a predicted model, not a curated record. The transcript is spliced from 3 exons.